AUGCCCUUUGGAGAAGCUCUACAGCAGAUGUCGCUCUAUGCUAAAUUUCUAAAAGAUAUGCUAACUAAGAAGAACAAGUAUAUUCAUAGUGACACCAUAGUCGUGGAGGGAAACUACAGCGCUGUAAUUCAACGUAUCCUUCCACCAAAACAUAAGGAUCCAAGCAGUAUCACUAUACCUUGUUCUAUAGGUGAAGUUUCAGUAGGCAAGGUUCUUAUUGAUUUAGGAGCCAAUAUUAAUUUGAUGUCGCUUUCCAUGUGCCAGAAACGUGGGGAGCUGGAGAUAAUGCAUACGAGGAUGACUUUACAGUUAGCAGAUCGCUCUGUCUCCAGACCCUAUGGAGUGAUUGAAGAUGUUCUGGUUCGAUUAAAACAUCUUAUUUUUCCUGUUGAUUUUGUUGUAAUGGACAUUGAGGAAGAUGCAGAUAUUCCUAUCAUUUUGGGACGUCCAUUUAUGUCUACUGCAAGAUGUGUAGUAGACAUGGGAAAGAAAAAGCUGGAGUUAGGCAUUGAUAAUCAGAAAAUCAGCUUCGAGUUGUUUGAUGAAGAAAAACAUUUGUCGGACCAAAAUGUUUGCUUACAGGUGAAGGAGUUUGAUGAGAAGGUUAUGAAGGAGAGAACCAAGAUUGGUCUAGGAUAA
This is a messenger RNA of Glycine soja, 639 nucleotides long. RefSeq lists its product as uncharacterized. The record is from RefSeq and is a predicted model, not a curated record. Bases 1 to 639 code for a protein of 212 amino acids. Gene Ontology annotation, biological process: proteolysis. The transcript has a single exon. NCBI's taxonomy places the organism in Eukaryota, Viridiplantae, Streptophyta, Magnoliopsida, Fabales, Fabaceae. Gene Ontology annotation, molecular function: aspartic-type endopeptidase activity.